Messenger RNA from Vicia villosa (hairy vetch), 2605 nucleotides. RefSeq names its product fatty acid amide hydrolase. Gene Ontology annotation, cellular component: membrane. Gene Ontology annotation, biological process: N-acylethanolamine metabolic process. The record is from RefSeq and is a predicted model, not a curated record. The transcript has 20 exons. Gene Ontology annotation, molecular function: N-(long-chain-acyl)ethanolamine deacylase activity. The coding region runs from base 290 to 2113 and encodes 607 amino acids. Lineage: Eukaryota; Viridiplantae; Streptophyta; Magnoliopsida; Fabales; Fabaceae.
CCAACAGAAGCGUCUUCGAAAUGGGUACGACUUAGCAACGCGUGCAUUUAUAAAAUACGGCCCCACCGUUUCAUAUAUACUGACAGUACCGGACGUCACCGUAUACUGUUUCCUCCGUUCACAUAACUGCCCGCAACUGAAACGGUCAGCAGCAUUUACUUCCAUUUCCAUAAUCAUCAUCAUAUUAAUCGCUACUGCUAGGUUUCUCUCCACUCUCUGCAAUUUCAUCUUCGUUUUCGUUUUCGUUUUCGCUCAUUACAGAAACUCGAAUCGCGCGUGUUUUUGAUCGAUGGGGAAAAAACGUGUUCUGGUGCCGGCGAAGGACGUUGAUUUGAGUUUGGUUCAAUACGUACCUGAAACUGUUCAAGCUCCACAUUUGACUGGCUUUGGGUUUAGAUUGCUUGUGAGGCUAAUUGAAGCUCCGUUGAUAGGUCCUAUCCUCAUGAAUUAUUUGAAGAAGGAAAAUAAAAUUGAUGAGUUAUUGCGGAACACUGUGAUACCCGAGGAACCCAUGUUUAAACCUGAAUAUCCGCCUCAAGAAAAGGAACAUGGUGUUGUUGAGCUUGACGAAGAUGGGAGACCUGAAGACCGAGUUGAGUCUGCCUUGAACUGUCUUCCACAUUAUGAUCCUGCUGAAUUAUGGGAAAGUUCAUCCGCAUCCUUUCGGUACUGGAAAAUACGUGAUUAUGCUUAUGCUUAUAGGUCUAGAAAAGUAACCCCAUCUAUGGUUGCUGAGCGCAUGAUCUCAAUUAUAGAGGAGAAUGGAAUUGAUAAACCUCCGACGCCACUAUUGAUAACUUUUGAUGCUGCAGAAGUCCGCAAGCAGGCAGCAGAAUCUACUCUGAGGUUUGAAGCAGGAAAUCCAUUAUCAAUAUUGGAUGGAAUUUUCAUAGCUAUUAAAGAUGAUAUAGACUGCCUUCCUCAUUCGUCUAAGGGUGGAUCUACAUGGUUGCAUGAGGUACGUGCUGUAAAGAAGGAUGCUGUCUCUGUUUCAAGACUGCGUAGCUGUGGUGUCAUAUUUAUAGGGAAGGCAAAUAUGCACGAGUUUGGCAUGGGUACGACAGGAAAUAAUCCUAAUUACGGAACUGCAAGAAAUCCUCAUGCACCUGAUAGGUACACUGGUGGAUCUUCUUCAGGUCCAGCUGCAAUUGUUGCUUCUGGACUAUGUUCUGCUGCACUUGGAACUGAUGGUGGAGGUUCGGUCCGUAUUCCUUCUUCCCUAUGUGGUGUGGUAGGAUUGAAGAUAAAUUAUGGGAGAUCAAGCAUGGAAGGGUCCUUAUGUGAUUCUGGGACAGUGGAAGUUAUUGGACCCAUUGCGUCUUCUGUAGAGGAUGCGAUGCUAGUGUAUGCGGCAAUGCUGGGCUCAUCGUCUGCCACUAGAAUCAGUAUGAAGCCGUCAACACCUUGUUUGCCAACUCUGUCGUUCGAUGAUGAUACAAAUGCUUUGGGAUCAUUAAGAAUAGGGAAGUACACCCCGUGGUUUAAUAAUGUCCAUUCAACUGAAGUCUCUGAUAAAUGUGAGGAUGCUCUUAAUCUUCUGUCAAAAGCGCAUGGUUGUGAAGUGAUAGAAGUUGUUAUCCCAGAGAUUAUGGAGAUGCGAACUGCCCAUGUUGUUUCCAUUGGCUCUGAAUGCCUAUGUUCAUUGAAUCCUGAUUGUGAAGAGGGGAAAGACGCAAAAUUGACAUAUGAUACUCGCACAAGUUUGGCACUUUUCCGGUCGUUUACAGCUGCAGAUUAUGUUGCAGCCCAAUGUAUUAGGAGAAGGAAUAUGCAUUACUUCAUGGAGAUUUUCAAGAAAGUUGAUGUCAUAGUGACUCCAACAACUGGUAUGACCGCGCCCAUCAUACCUCCAAGUGCCCUUAAAAGUGGUGAAACAGAUAUGCAGACAACAGGUUACCUUAUGCGAUUCGUUGUUCCAGCAAAUCUUUUGGGAUUCCCUGCCAUUUCUGUCCCGGUGGGUUACGAUAAAAAAGGACUGCCAAUAGGUCUGCAAAUAAUUGGCCGACCAUGGGCAGAAGCUACUGUUUUGCGUGUAGCAUUUGCAGUCGAGAAACUCUGCGGUGAGUCAAAGAAACGGCCUGUGUCAUUCUAUGAUGUUCUGAGGGCUAACUGAAGCUUAGAUACUCUUGCUGGUUAUUAAUCUGUGGCUGAAAUCUUCUUGCGUUAUUUGGAGAUCGCUGUCCUGCUAACACGAUUUUACGGUAUGGCAAAGUUCUCUACAAAUAGCUUUUUCAGACAAGAUUGUAACAAUCCCUACAGACACAACUAUUGUUUAGAAAAUAAACGAAGGUAACAUGCACACUAUCAAGAUGUAGAAAUUGUAGAAAGGGAGCUUCUUCGCUAAGAAUUUCAACAGAAUUGUGCUUACUACGGUUCUACAUUAUUUGUUAUCCCCUGCAAUAUAUUUCAUUUCGUAUUUGAUGUGUUUGCACUUACUACAGUUCUACAUUACUUGUUUGUCUUCUAGUAAACAGUUGUAAUAGGUAAAGAAGAAAUCCUCAAUAAUGACCAAUACUGUCUCCAAAUUUUGUAUAAACAUUACUUGUUGGAGUGGUUCAUUCGGUUCUUACUAAUACCAAAAUGACAAUGUUCAUCUUUCAUGAAA